Oncorhynchus keta (chum salmon) is the source of this 916-nucleotide messenger RNA. RefSeq lists its product as uncharacterized. Bases 8 to 916 code for a protein of 302 amino acids. NCBI's taxonomy places the organism in Eukaryota, Metazoa, Chordata, Actinopteri, Salmoniformes, Salmonidae. The record is from RefSeq and is a predicted model, not a curated record. The transcript has 7 exons.
AUUUGAGAUGUUUGGUUCCAACCGCCGUGUCUUUGUGAGACGAGGUGUGGCUGAGAUGUUUGGUUCCAACCGCUGUGUCUUUGUGAGACGAGGUGUGGCUGAGAUGUUUGGUUCCAACCGCUGUGUCUUUGUGAGACGAGGUGUGGCUGAGAUGUUUGGUUCCAACCGCUGUGUCUUUGUGAGACGAGGUGUGGCUGAGAUGUUUGGUUCCAACCGCUGUGUCUUUGUGAGACGAGGUGUGGCUGAGAUGUUUGGUUCCAACCGCCGUGUCUUUGUGAGACGAGGUGUGGCUGAGAUGUUUGGUUCCAACCGCUGUGUCUUUGUGAGACGAGGUGUGGCUGAGAUGUUUGGUUCCAACCGCUGUGUCUUUGUGAGACGAGGUGUGGCUGAGAUGUUUGGUUCCAACCGCUGUGUCUUUGUGAGACGAGGUGUGGCUGAGAUGUUUGGUUCCAACCGCUGUGUCUUUGUGAGACGAGGUGUGGCUGAGAUGUUUGGUUCCAACCGCUGUGUCUUUGUGAGACGAGGUGUGGCUGAGAUGUUUGGUUCCAACCGCUGUGUCUUUGUGAGACGAGGUGUGGCUGAGAUGUUUGGUUCCAACCGCUGUGUCUUUGUGAGACGAGGUGUGGCUGAGAUGUUUGGUUCCAACCGCUGUGUCUUUGUGAGACGAGGUGUGGCUGAGAUGUUUGGUUCCAACCGCCGUGUCUUUGUGAGACGAGGUGUGGCUGAGAUGUUUGGUUCCAACCGCCGUGUCUUUGUGAGACGAGGUGUGGCUGAGAUGUUUGGUUCCAACCGCCGUGUCUUUGUGAGACGAGGUGUGGCUGAGAUGUUUGGUUCCAACCGCCAUGAGACCCCGACUGAACUUAUGCCACUUAUGCCUGGAGCCGGCCCUGGGUCUACCAGACAGAAAGGGGUCUGA